GAUGGCGGAGUCAUUUGUUGCUGCUAGACAAGCAGAGGGCGAAUUCCGGUUCGGGAACUACUACGAGCAACGUCAUCAGACUUUUCCCAUUACUGACUGCCCACCUGUCUGACCUGAUACCGGUGGAUGUUGGACCCUCAGGCUCUCGCGUCUCCUGUCCGGCCAGACUGAUGGAAGUUUCUGAAGUCAGCUCUUCUCCAUCACCAACCACAGAUCAGCUGCUCAUCAUCCAUCUCACUCUCCACUACUGAUUACAUCCAAGCCAUUAGUGGUGCUGCUAUACUCCUGGAUAUAUAAGACGUAUGUGGAUGUAUAAAAGACUUUUUAAAAAUAAUUUAAAAGCCGUUUGACCAGUGGUAGGAUGGUCCCCCCUUAAAUGUGAGUCUUGGUCCUCCCAAGGUUCCUUUCUCCUCCUGCAGCUCUGAGGGAGUUUUUCUUUGUCUCCGCGCUCACUGGGGGUUCUGUAUUUUGUAUGCUUAAUGUUUUUGCCUGAUUCUUUGUCCUGUAAUCAUGUUUCUGUAAAGCUGCUUUGUGCCAACACCAGUUGUAAAAAGCGCUAUAAUAACAUUUUUAUUUGAUUUGAUUAUGAACAACUAGUGGUCACAAAAACUCUGAGGCAGCAAGUAAUUAAACUGGCAGGAACUGGAACCAUGGGCAGGUCAUUUAGGACAUGCAAAACCCCUAAGCCGAAUUGCGCGCAGGUUUUACUGGCCUAGUCAACAACAGGAUGUAGCAAAGUAUUGCAAAACGUGCCCCGAAUGUCAACUAACAUCACCAUCAAAAAGUCUGACAGAGUAGCCAUGAUUAACCUACCCAUUGUAGAAACACCUUUCUCAUGUAUGUGGUUGGGCCUUUACCCAGAAGUCGAGCGGGUAACCGCUAAAUUUUGGUCAUCUGCGACUAUGCCACACGCUAUCCCGAAACAUUCCCCCUGAGGAAGGUCAAAACAUGGCAAUUGAUUAAUACUCUAAUUCAACUAAUCUCCAGGGUAGGAGUACCUAGGGAAAUUCUGUCCGAUCAGGGCACUUCCAAGCAGUUUAGGGAAGUGUUUGCACUACUAGGCAUAAAGGGCAUAAGGACCACACCCUAUCACCCCCAAACAGAUGUCCUCAUAGAAUGCUUCAACAAGACACUGAAAGGCAUGCUGAAGAAGUUCAUGGCAGACACAGGGGCUGACUGGGAUACAUGGCUCCCAUAUCUUCUCUUCGCAUACCGUGAAGUGCCACAAGCAUCCACUGUGUUUUCCCCGUUCCAGUUGCUCUAUGGGAGAGAGGUGAAAGGCCCACUUGAUGUCAUGAAGGAAGCAUGGGAGGGUCACAACACUGCUUGUCUUACGUCCUAAAGAUGAGGGAGAGAAUGGCAUCGUUGACAGAGAUGGUUCGCAUGAACAUGGAAAAGGCCCAGCAAAGACAGAAGACGGGGUACGACAGAACAGCAAAGAACAGAGAACUGGUACCAGGAGGAAAAGCUCUUGUUCUGUUGCCCACGUCGGAAUCAAGUCUUCUGGCAAAGUGGCAAGGGCCUUACAAGAUUCUGCAGCGAAUUGGCCAGACAUCAUAUGAGCUGCUUCUCCCUGACAAGAGGACGAAGAAACAAGUCUUUCACAUCAACAUGGUCAGGCAGUUGAGAGAGCCCAAUAAAGUUGUCACUAAGUAGAUGUGGAUAAGAGCUGUUGAGGAUAAAGAAGAAACCAGAGAGCAGUACUUCCCAAUGAAAGGUGGGAGCACUUCAUCACUGGAAUUGUCACACCUCAAGCCAAAGCAACGUCAGGAACUGUAACAAGUCAUCCCUUCAGGUCUCUUCAGAGAAGAGCCAGGCAGGACUGACAUCAUACAGCACAACAUCCGUUUGCUGAAAGAAGACCCCAUCAGACAGACAAACUGCAGGGUGCCAGCACGCCUGAUUCCAGACCUGCAGCUCCGGUCCGGGUUUUUGUUCCACCCGCAGUCUCAAGCCCUGCUGCUGCUCCGCUGGAUCUUCACAUGCCCAGCUCCGAAAUUCUCUCAGCUGCUGAGCCACACCCCAGGACUCCUGCCGUCCCGGAGCCUGCAUGCGCUGCCGUGCGUGCAGUUCAAGCCUUCAAGUCUGCUGAAGCUGCUCAAGCCUCCGUGUCUGCUGAAGCUUUUCAAGCCUCCGUGUCUGCUGAAGCUGCUCAAGCCUCCGUGUCUGCUGAAGCUUUUCAAGCCUCCGUGUCUGCUGAAGCUUUUAAAGCCUCCGUGUCUGCUGAAGCUUUUCAAGCCUCCGUGUCUGCUCCAGCAUUUCAAGCCUUCAAGUCUGCUCCAGCUGUUCAAGCCUCCGUGUCAGCUCCCGCUGCCAGAGUCGCCGCACCGCCGGCACCAGCUCCCGCUGCCAGAGUCGCCGCGCCGCCAGCACCAGCUUCCGCUGCCCGAGUCACCACCGCACCGGUUCCUGCUCCCAGGACAGUGUUUGGCUCCAGGUACCACGUACCCAGGCAGGCACCGAGGUCCCCGGACUUUGUCCCCAGAACUGUGCCCAGGCUGGCUCCUCAGACUUUUCCUCAGACAUUUGCCAGUCCUGGGCACCCACCCCUGGUUCUGGUCCCCAUGUCUCUCCCUGUUUUGGCCCCUGUCUCUGUUUUUGUCCCUGUACCCGUUUCUGUCUCUGUUCCUGUCCCAGUCAUCGUGUUUGUUUCUGUCCCCGUUGAUGUUCUCGUUCCUGUUCCCAUGUCUGGUCCCGUCCAGUCUCACGUCCAGUCUCCGUCUCCUGUCCAGUUCCCCGUUCAGUCUCCGUCUCCUGUCCAGUUCCCCAUCCAGUCUCUGUCUCCUGUCCAGUUCUCCGUCCCAUCUCCGUCUCCUGUCCAGUUCCCCGUCCAGUCUCCCGUUCAGUCUCCGUCCCCUGUCCAGUGUCCUGUCCUGUCUCCGUCCCCUGUUCCGUUUCAAAGCCCGGUCCAGUCUCCCGUCCAGUCUCCUGUCGUCUGUCCUGUCUCCGUUUCAGUCCCCGGUCUUGACUCCUGUUUUACCCGGCCUCUCCCUGCCGCCAGCCCCCGGGGUUCGUUUUUACGCGCCUCGGGAGCUGCGCGGGGAGGCUUCUGUCACGUCCUGGUCUUGUCUCAUGUCUCUGUGUUAUUCCCACGUGACCUGUGCCCCUCUGUGUCUCCUGUCAGUAGUUUUCCACCACCUGUUUCUCAUUUGUAGCUCCGCCCCUUCCCCAGGUGUUUCCAAUUCUAGAGUGUUUCCUGUUAGUAUAAAUAGCCCGGUCUUUGCACUAACCUAAUGUAUUUCAUAGCCUUAGCCCUUGUCCUUUGUUUAUCUUCUUGUUUAUUUCUAGUUCCCUGUUAUUUUCCUUUGUUUUCUCCUUGCCCUGUUUAGUUUAUUCAUUCUUGUCUAGUUUAGUUAUUUCCUGUCAAGUUUAGAUUCUUGUUGGUUUCCUUGUAUAUAUAUCCCUGCCCAGUUUAGUUUUGUAUUUAUUCAGUCCCUCGUUUGUUUCUUUGUUUAUUUAUUCCCUGUUUGUUUAUCAUUAGUACUUCUUGUUUUGUUUUGUUUAUGUUCUCUAGUUUCACUGGUUUGUUUUGGUUUUUGGUUAUUCGUUUAUCUGAAGGAUGAAAGACAGCAACGCAAGGAUUACUCUGUGGUAUUUAUCCUUGCAAUCUUUCAAGUUCCGAGUGAGGUAUCGCAAAGGGAACCAAACCGUGACAGCUGAUUUCCUCUCUCGUCACUCAGAAGAGUGACUAUCUUAAGUGGGGGGUGUGUGAUGAGGUAAAAGGUCUCCCUCAUCACCAAAGCUGUUGCUGGGACAUUUCAUUUGCUGUAAAGACAAUUGUUUUAACAAACACAUGGAGAUACCUGAGAAGGGGGUUCCAAAGGACUGGCAGCCAUUACAGUUCCUCUUCUUGUACUAGCCAGAAGGGCCCAUGGCAGUGCAGGAAAUGGGGGAGCUGGAGUGAAGAACCUGUGAAAGACAUAGACUAGUAAAUUAAAAAGAAUACUUACCGGUAGAUGUUGUGAUGUAAUGGCCAUUUUAAAUCUGUAUGAGAAUAUGUGCACGUUGUAGAAUGUAUUUAAUUAGGAUGUAUUUAUUUAGGAUGUAUUUAAUAUUGUUGUAACUUACCUGGUGAGAUUUGGGUUAGCCCGGGGCGGGGCUUCCAAUAUUUAAAACGGCAGUAAUUUAGAGUUGGUUUUAAGCUAAGUAAAGUACUGUCCUGAAGCCUAGGCACAGUAUUUAUUUUUUAGGGCUGCAGUUCAAUGCUAAGUUGCAUUAUAGUCCUUUAAUUUUAUUGUAUUUUUAAAUAAUUUAUUUUCUCUUUUUUUCUUAAAUUACACUAUUUUGAAUAAAUUCAAUUGCACUUUGAACUUACCUGGAGGUAUCCUUUGAUCUUGGUGUGGUGGACUCCUUCCUUGGUGCUGGUUUCACACACCUUCCAGUGGAGAACUUAUACAUGCCCAUAAGGUAAAAAAAUGUUAAAUAAUGGUGAAUAAUGGCACUAUUAGUGGCGUUGCUAUACCCCUAAAUAUAUAAUAGCUAUGUGGAUGUAUAAAGACUUUUUUCCUUGCUUCCGCGCUCACUGGGGGUUCUGUAUUCUGUAUUUUCUAGGUUUAAUGUUUUGCCUGAUUCUUUGUCCGGUAAUCAUGUUUCUGUAAAGCUGCUUUGUGACAUCAAUUGUAAAAGCGCUAUACAAUAAAUUUGAUUGGAUAAA
Astyanax mexicanus (Mexican tetra) is the source of this 4654-nucleotide messenger RNA. RefSeq names its product skin secretory protein xP2-like. The record is from RefSeq and is a predicted model, not a curated record. The transcript is spliced from 2 exons. NCBI's taxonomy places the organism in Eukaryota, Metazoa, Chordata, Actinopteri, Characiformes, Acestrorhamphidae. The coding region runs from base 1983 to 3155 and encodes 390 amino acids.